AUGGGUGCGAUCCAGGAACUGGCUGGUCCUCUGGUCCAGAAGUAUGCGCAGCUGGGCACUGGCUCGCAGAUUGUUGUUGGCUUUGCUGCCGUGCUCGUCGUGGCCGUCGUCCUCAACGUGCUGAACCAGACGCUCUUCAAGAACGCCAACGAGCCGCCCGUCGUCUUCCACUGGUUUCCUGGCAUCGGCAGCACGAUCACGUACGGCUUGGACCCGCCGCGCUUCUUCCUGGAGAACCGCAAGAAGUACGGUGACGUUUUCACGUUUGUGCUGCUCGGCCGCAAAACCACCGUCUGUCUGGGCACUGCCGGCAACGACUUUGUGCUGAACGGCAAGAUCCGCGAUGUCAACGCCGAGGAGAUCUACAGUGUCCUGACCACACCCGUCUUCGGCAAGGAUGUCGUGUACGACUGCCCCAACUCCAAGCUGAUGGAACAAAAGAAGUUUAUGAAGGUCGCCCUCACCACCGAGGCCUUCCGCCAAUACGUCCACAUCAUCUCCGACGAGGUGACCAGCUACUUCAAGCGCACGGCAGAAUUCAAGGGCGAUUCCGGCGAGGUGAACAUGCCGCCCAAGAUGGCCGAGAUCACCAUUUUCACUGCCUCUCACGCUCUGCAGGGCAAGGCCAUCCGUGAGCAGCUUGAUGAGUCCCUGGCCGCUCUGUAUCACGACCUCGACUUGGGCUUCAACCCCAUCAACUUUACCUUCCACUGGGCCCCGCUCCCCUGGAACAACCGUCGCGACCGCGCACAGCGCAUCGUUGCCAAGCUCUACAUGGACACCAUCAAGCGUCGCCGCGCCAACCCCGAGAACGACGCCCAGGACUUGAUGUACCACCUGAUGAACGCGACCUACAAGAACGGCGUCAAGGUUCCUGACCACGAGAUUGCCCACAUGAUGAUCGCUCUCCUCAUGGCUGGCCAGCACUCGUCCUCGUCGACCUCCGCCUGGAUCAUGCUGCUGCUCGCCUCGCGCCCCGACAUUAUGGAGGACCUGUACCAGGAGCAGAUCAACGUUCUCGGCGCCGACCUGCCACCCCUGCAGUACGAAGAUCUUGCCAAGUUGCCGCUGCACGGUGCCGUCGUCAAGGAGACCCUGCGCCUGCAUGCCCCCAUUCACUCCAUCAUGCGCAAGGUCAAGCAGCCCUUGCACGUCCCCGGCACCAAGUACGUCGUCCCCACCAGCCACAUCCUCAUGUCCGCGCCCGGCGUGUCCGCCAGCGAUCCCGCCUACUUCCCUAACCCCGACCUGUGGGACCCCCACCGGUGGGACGCCGACUCACCCAACGCCCCGGCCAUGUUGCGCGCGGAGGAGGACGAGGAGAAGAUCGACUACGGCUACGGCCUCGUCAGCAAGGGCACCGGGUCGCCCUACCUGCCCUUUGGCGCUGGCCGUCACCGGUGCAUUGGCGAGCAGUUUGCCAACGUGCAACUGCAGACCAUUAUCGUCGAGGUUGUGCGCUUGUUCAAGUUCCGCAAUGUGGAUGGCAGCAACAAGGUCAUUGGCACCGACUUCGCCUCGCUGUUUUCGCGGCCCUUGGAGCCUGCCAUGAUCCACUGGGAGCGCCGCGAGAAGGCAUAA
Molecule: messenger RNA, 1581 nt
Organism: Sporothrix brasiliensis 5110
Lineage: Eukaryota; Fungi; Ascomycota; Sordariomycetes; Ophiostomatales; Ophiostomataceae
Product: cytochrome P450, family 51 (sterol 14-demethylase)
Exons: 2
Coding region: 1-1581 (526 amino acids)
Biological process (GO): ergosterol biosynthetic process
Molecular function (GO): oxidoreductase activity, acting on paired donors, with incorporation or reduction of molecular oxygen; iron ion binding; heme binding
Source: RefSeq, a predicted model, not a curated record